AGUACUUCAUUUUAUUUUAUUUUUUUGUUUUCUUUCCCUUUUUUUCUUUUUCUUUCUUUUCCUUCCUUUUAUUUGUUAACUCACUUUUAUUUAUUUAUUUUUUUUUAUUCUCACGAAAUGGCACCAACUGGACAUUCCGAACACAAAAACAAUACAGAAGAUAUCAACGAACAAAAGAAAUCAGGUGACGGUACUAACGAACAAUCAAUAGGUGAUCAAUUAGACGAAACUGCUGCGACAAUCGAAAAACCCAAGGUUGAAUAUGACGAUGACAAUCUUACAACAAAACACAACAAUGACAUAUCAUCUACUACUACUACUACUGAUACGAUAGAAGGUGAUGGUUCUAACAACACAGCUUCCGAAGAGGAUAUCAACGCAGCUUGGACUGAAGCUUGGGAUGAUCAGAGUCAAGCAUAUUAUUGGUGGAACACAAUUACUUAUGAAAGCUCUUGGGAAAAUCCAAACGAAUCUACCUCUACUGAAACAACAACACAAUCACAACAAGUAACAACAAAAAACGAAUUAGACUCUGUACUUGACACUAUAGACACAGAAGUAAAGGCAAAAUUGGAUGGAGCAGAAAAGAGUAAUAAUGAUCAAGGAAUGUAUGAUCAAUAUUAUCAAUACAACACUUCAGUGCCAACAACAUCAGAUCAUCUUGGUGCAACUGAUCCUUAUCGAUUCCAAGCAUUCUUCAACACCAAAACUGGACGGUUUCAAACAGCAGGUGAUGUAGCCCAACGAAACCCAGAACAAUAUACUAUCGAAGCCCGUGGAAGAAGACAAAUGGAACAUUACUUUGAUGUAGAUGCAUAUCAAGCUUCAAGGAAUCAAGAACGACAACAGCAACAAGGAAAAAAGCGGACAUUAUCGAAAAAGGAAAUCGAACGGUUCAAGCGUGCUAAAAAAGAAAAGAAGGCAAACAGAAUGCGGGGCUGGUUAAUGGAUUGAUUCAAUAAUCUGUAUAGUUUUAGAUGAUUUAUUAUUUUUAUUAUAUAUAUUCUUGAAAUAAACAUUUGAUUAUUGUCUUCUCCA
This is a messenger RNA of Halteromyces radiatus, 1038 nucleotides long. RefSeq lists its product as uncharacterized. The transcript has a single exon. The record is from RefSeq and is a predicted model, not a curated record. Gene Ontology annotation, molecular function: protein binding. NCBI's taxonomy places the organism in Eukaryota, Fungi, Mucoromycota, Mucoromycetes, Mucorales, Cunninghamellaceae. The coding region runs from base 118 to 954 and encodes 278 amino acids.